GCGAGGGGUGGGUGUCCCAGGGCAGGACCACGGGGUACAUGGAGCAUGGCAUUUGGGGGACCCAGGAUGUCCACAUGGUCGGUAUGGCCGAGAGUCUUCUGACAGCAGGAGGACCCGAGACAGCAGGGAAGAUAGGACACUAACUGGCCACCGAGUGAGCUGUCCCGUCAAGACCAUGGACCCCGAGGUGUCGCUGCUACUUCAGUGUCCCGCAGGGGGGCUAACCCAGGAGCAGGUGCACGUAGAGCUGAGUCCAGCUCAUGACCGUCGUCCCCUGCCAGCAGGCGACCAAGUCAUUGCUGCUAUCUGGGAGACACGGCUGCAGAGCCAGCCCUGGCUCUUCGAUGCCCCCAAGUUCCGCCUGCACACCGCCACCCUGGCCCCUGCUGGCUCCCGGGGGCCCGAGCUGCUCCUAUGCUUGGGCCUGACUUCCUACCGGGAUUUCCUGGGCACCAACUGGGCCAGCUCAGCCGCCCAGUUGCGGCAGCAGGGCGCCACUGACUGGGGGGACAAGCAAGCCUAUCUGGCAGACCCACUGGGGGUGGGCGCUGCACUGGUCACUGUUGAUGACUGCCUGGUCUUCCUGCGCCGCUCACAGCAGGUAGCCGAGGCCCCUGGGCUGGUGGACGUGCCUGGUGGGCACCCUGAGCCUCAGGCCCUGUGCCCCGGGUAUAGCCCCCAGCAUAAGGACCUCCCGGGAGAGCUGGUGGUGCGCGAGUUGUUCUCCAGUAUCCUGCAGGAGAUCUGCGAUGAGGUGAACCUGCCACUGUCUACCCUGAGCCAGCCCCUGCUGCUGGGCAUCGCCCGUAACGAGACCAGUGCUGGCCGGGCCAGUGCCGAGUUCUACGUCCAGUGCAGUCUGACUUCAGAGCAGGUGCGGAAGCACUACCUGAGCGGGGGCCCCGAGGCCCAUGAGUCUACAGGGAUCAUCUUUGUGGAGACACAGAGUGCGUGGAGGCUGCGGGAGAUGGAGCUGUGGGCCCAGCUCUGCCCCUCAGCCAAAGGCGCCAUCCUGCUCUUCAACCGGUUCCGGGGGAGUCCCCAGCUCUGCCACCGCGGCUCUGAAGACAAUAAAGGACUUUGUGCUUGAA
Molecule: messenger RNA, 1091 nt
Organism: Ochotona princeps (American pika)
Lineage: Eukaryota; Metazoa; Chordata; Mammalia; Lagomorpha; Ochotonidae
Gene: NUDT22
Product: nudix hydrolase 22
Exons: 6
Coding region: 176-1090 (304 amino acids)
Molecular function (GO): GDP-mannose hydrolase activity
Source: RefSeq, a predicted model, not a curated record